UCGCUUUUACAGAGAGUCAGAGAAAGAGAGAGAGAAAGAGAGAGAGAAGGAGAAAGAGAAAGAGAGAGAGAGACAUAGGGCACUGAAUAAAAGUGUCACAGUCAAGGCUAGGGAAUAGAGAGAGGGAGCAAGAGAGUGAGAGAAAAAGAGAGCGAGAGACAGUUAGAGAGAAAGUGAGAAAGCGAGGGUUUUUUUCCAUUUUCUCCUCAGCUGCCAGUUUUACUUUGCUGGUUGUUUAUUCCUUCGCCCCUGGAAAGCUACUUUGUCUGAGACGCUGAUAAGAAGCGACAGGCCGAGCUAGAGUGACCAUGGGUGCCCGCCUGGCCGAGUGUGUGGCUCUGCGGCUGCUGAUCCUCCUGGCCCUAGGAGUGAUGGAGCGGGGGGCUGAGGGAUGUACCUGCCAGCUCGCUCAUCCCCAGGAGCAUUUCUGUCAGUCUGAAAUAGUGAUCCGGGCCAAAAUAUCUGGAGAGAAGAUCAUCUCCCCGAGCAACAGUUCUUCACCAUACCAGAAGAUGAUCCAGUACGAAAUCAAGCUGAUAAAGAUGUUCAAAGGAUUUGAUAGACUGAAGGACAUUCAGUACGUCUACACGCCAGUCUUCUCCUCACUGUGUGGCGUUAAGCUGGAUGCAAGCAAUAAAGUUCAAUACCUGCUUUCAGGAAACAUGUGGAGUGAAGGAAAAGUCUCGAUCGGAUUGUGUGAUUUCAUCGAGCCUUGGGAUAACCUCUCGUUGGCUCAGAAAAAGAAUCUCAACUACAGAUACCAAAUGGGCUGUGACUGCACAAUUUCCACCUGCUACACUGCCCCCUGCUGUACAUCUUCUGUAAACGAGUGCUUGUGGACAGACUGGCUUCUGGACAACAAAUUGAGCAGAGAACAGGCCCGCCAGUACGCCUGCAUCAAACGCAGCGACGGCUCCUGCAGCUGGUACAGGGGCAGCGGCCCACCUGAUAAUGACUUCAUGGACGUGUCCGACCCAUGAGGACUGAUAAUGGGGACGGGGGUGGGAGGGAGGUGAGGCUGGUGAGGGCAACUUUCCUGAUUUUCUAUCAGUCUGUAGAUGUUCUAUCUGCUGUCAGUGCAUCUCUUAGUAAGGUGUCCGGUUGGACCUCCUGAAUGAAUGUAAGCUUGAUUCUUUGUAAUUCUGUUUCACUUUAAUGUUGUUUGUAAUCUUUAAAAUUCGAGGACGGUGGGAUGGCAGCUAUUGCAGCUGAAGUACUUUCUUUCUUGUUUGGAAAAAUGGAUCAUUUAUGUCUGUUCAACUUCUCAUAUUUUUUCUUAGAAGUGUUAAAUGUUUUUAAGACAUUUUAUCCAGAAGCUUUGUAUACUCUUUUGUUUUUAUGAGAAAUUAAAAUUAUGUGUCAGUAUGUAUGCAUAUUUAUAAAUGUUUUUAUUUCUUUUUUUGGUUAUUUUGUUUUUAUUUCUGUCCUAUAUGAAUGUAUAUAUUUGUAUGAUACUUAAAGAAUUCAAACAUGUCAUUUCUUCAUUUGAACACAUAAGUCCUUCACAGUGUAUGAAAAAAUCAUUGAGGAAUGGACAAAUAGAAAUGCUUCAUAAAGACAUUGAAUAUUUUUUUUACAUUCGCAGGACAUCCUUUUCCUGCAAAGUAGCUGUUUCAGAGAUAGAUUUCUUUCUUUGGACAGAGACAAUAUGAAUUAUUGGCAGUAUGUAUUUAGUAUAUACAAGUCAAAUUAUCCUCUUUCAGUUUAAAAUGAUUUCUAAGUGUAAAAGUCCAAAAAUCCCAAUUUCUAAACAAUUGUUUUUUUUUUUCGUCCAGACAAAAUGCUUGUUUUGUUAGACAUACUGUAUUUUGUUAUUAUUAUUUUGAGCCAUUUUAAUAUUGUUCUUGUGCCAAAAAGCUAAUACUUUGUUUUGCUUUAACAUAGAAGUGGUUGUUUUAAGUUUCUGUUUCUAAUAGCUAUAUAUACGCAAAAUGUCCUGGUAACACUUUAUUUAACAUCACAACUAUAUAUGUAUAAUUACAAUACAUCAUAUACUUAUAACACAACCCUCUAUAUUAUCCUGUUUAAAAUAUAUACUACAGUGUUCCCUUUUUUCACCAUUUGUCAACUCCAUAUUGUAUUUUGUAUGUAUGUUGUUAAGUAAAGUGUUACCAGUGUUUCUUUCUUAUAAAUGUGUAUUUCUUUUGCUAUGCAUAGGUAUCUAUUUUAUUGUACCAAAAAGUUUGAGUAAAGCCUAUCAAUUUGUGCUUCAUCACUGUUCAUCAGCGUCAUCACUGUUCGUAUUUUUGAAUAAACGAUACUGAUGAGAUGAAA
Molecule: messenger RNA, 2274 nt
Organism: Astyanax mexicanus (Mexican tetra)
Lineage: Eukaryota; Metazoa; Chordata; Actinopteri; Characiformes; Acestrorhamphidae
Product: metalloproteinase inhibitor 4
Exons: 5
Coding region: 309-980 (223 amino acids)
Biological process (GO): negative regulation of endopeptidase activity; negative regulation of membrane protein ectodomain proteolysis
Cellular component (GO): extracellular matrix
Molecular function (GO): metalloendopeptidase inhibitor activity; protease binding
Source: RefSeq, a predicted model, not a curated record